Molecule: messenger RNA, 2279 nt
Organism: Panicum virgatum (switchgrass)
Lineage: Eukaryota; Viridiplantae; Streptophyta; Magnoliopsida; Poales; Poaceae
Exons: 3
Coding region: 465-2174 (569 amino acids)
Molecular function (GO): zinc ion binding
Source: RefSeq, a predicted model, not a curated record
GAAACCGGACAGGGAAACCCCUAGGGUGGUUUUGGAUCCCGGUUUUGGCUACCUGGCACGCCACGCUGGACAUCUAGACACGGUGGCGCUCAGACCCACUUGCCAGGUGGGCCGGCAGUCAAUUUCGGCCCAUAUACAUCGGAUCUCAGCAACGGAGUCUCCCCAACUGCCAGAAGCGUCGCCGCGACGCCUCUUCUUCCUCGCCCUCUCCGCGACGCGGCACUCCGGCAAACCAGCGACGAAUCCAUGAUCGGAAGCAACAGUGGUUGAGUGGACUGCUACAGGAGAACGAGGUGAGUCCGCAAAGCUGGAUUGACUAGCAGUUGUUCGUAUUCUGGUCGCGAUUUGUCCUAGGUUUCGGACGAUGUUGGGGUUUUCUUGGGUUUUUUGGUCCGCCUGUAAAUCGUCCAUUUAUUCAUGGAUUGUGUAGUGUGAAUUAUGUAAAGAAAGCAGUUUUGAAGGACAUGCUUACAGAUGUUUCACUUGCAAAGUGCAAGAGAGCAAAGGCUUUAGUCCUUAAGGCUGCACUGGAUUCAAUGAAGGGAGAAUAUUCUAGAGUGUUUGAUUACCAGCAGGAGUUGUUAAGGAGUAACCCUGGCAGUACUGUGGUGGUAUGUAUGAAUCCAGAUAUUAUGGACAAAUUAGUGUACCAGAGGUUCUAUGUUUGCUUUGAUGCUUGCAAAAAAGGUUUUCUUGCUGGUUGCAGAAGAGUAAUUGGGUUGGAUGGAUGUUGGUUCAAGGGAGCAACAAAUGGUGAGUUGUUAUGUGCCAUUGGAAGGGAUGGCAAUAAUCAGAUGUAUCCUAUUGCCUGGGCAGCAGUGGAGAAGGAAACAAAUGAUACUUGGUACUGGUUCCUUGGAUUGCUGCAGAAGGACCUAAACAUCAAUGAUGGGGGUGAAGGUUGGGUAAUCAUCUCUGACCAACAAAAGGGGCUGUUAAAUGCAGUGGAAGCUUUGGUUCCAAAUGCAGAGCACAGGAUGUGUGCAAGACAUAUAUAUGCAAACUGGAGGAAAAAAUAUACAGAUAAGGAUCUACAGAAAAAAUGGUGGAGAUGUGCAAAGUCAUCAUGUAGCACACAGUUCAACUACAAUAGGGCAUUGCUGGCUAAGGAGACACCAGCUGGGGCCAGGGACAUGAUGAAUACUGCACUAGAAUAUUGGAGCAGGGCCUUUUUCAAGCUUGGAUCAAACUGUGACUCAGUUGAUAACAAUCUAUGUGAGAGUUUCAACCAAUGUAUCAUUGAUGCAAGGUUCUUGCCAGUGAUAUCAAUGAAUGAGGCCAUAAGGCGCAAGGUAAUGGUCAGGAUUCAAGAAAAUAGGGCAAAGGCAGAAAAAUGGAAAGGGACAAUCUGUCCUAAUAUAUUUAAGAAGCUUAAGAUGAAUAUUGUCAGGUCUGGUAACUGCUAUGUGCUCUGGAACGGGCAAGAUGGAUUUGAGGUGCAAGAGAAAGAGCACAGGAGGUAUACAGUUAAUUUGCAAGAGAGAACAUGUACUUGUAGGUACUGGCAAAUAUCAGGCCUACCCUGUUGCCAUGCAAUAAGCUCAAUUUACAUGGCAUCUAAACAACUGGAUGACUUCAUUGCACCUUGUUUCAAGAUUUCAGAGUACAUGAUGACAUAUCAGUAUUGCUUGCAGCCUGUUCAAGGACCAGACAAUUGGCCAAUUUCAGACAUGCCCAAACCCCUUCCCCCUGCAUAUGUCAAGAUGCCAGGAAGGCCGAAGACAGAAAGAAGAAGAGAACCAGGAGAAGCUCCAAAAGGAACCAAACUAAGCAGGAAGGGAAUCAAGAUGAAAUGCAGUUUAUGUAGGAAAAGUACUCACAAUGCUAGGAAUUGUCCACUAAAUCCAGAAGCUGAGAAAAAGAAAAAUGCUUACAUCAAGAGAGAUGUUGCUAGGCAGAAGCAGAAGGAAAGAGAAGCAUCUAGCUCGGCUGCUGCAACAAUUAACCCAAGUGGGGGAUCAACAUCUAGUGCCAACAAGAGGAAGAAAACACAGUCAUUGGGUGAUGUGGGCACCCAGCAGAGUCAAGCUCCACACGCUGCAGGAAGAGUAGGCACCCAGCAGAGUCAAGCUCCACAAGCUGCAGGAAGAGUAGGCACCACACAUCGGCAGGGAGGCCAAAGUACUACAAAGAGGAGCAGAUUGGCACAUUUGUUGUUUGGGGACAACUACUGAAACUGGAUGUGCAAACUGAAACUUUAGCUUCUGAAGUAGGCCUGGAUGGUCAGUCUUUUGGUGUACAGCAUGGAUGGUCAGUCUUUUGGUGUAGGCAUGGAUAUU